AUGGCAAAUCGAAGGCCCGCUCUUACUCUGCCUCUCCCGGAUCGGGAACCAUACGAAUCUCAACGAUCCGAGUCUUCGCUUCAAAGCCCAUCAAUACGCAGCCCGCGGUUUCGUGAAGACUUCGAUGCACCAUUCUCAUUGAAUAUCAUGAACGCUUCCAGAACAACACUAGCAACCGAUACUAUGAGUUAUCCAUCACCUGUCACGACCAGCCGCAACAGUUUUGGAAAUGAUGGUGAACGUCCAACACCUCUUCAGCUCCGCAAUGCUACCUGGGAGUCAGAGACCAAGCGCCGGUCAAAGGUCAAUGAUCGUAUCUUGGAAUGGGCAAAGAGGUCGUGGGGUGCCGUCCGAGCUCGCUCCGACUCCAAGGGUGACUACUUCGACAGUCACUCGAGCCAGAGCCCAACCAGUGACAUCAUGUCACCUUCGUCAGAUAACAUCAGCCCGUCAGAGCCAGAUGGUGGUCAGGUCACCCACGAGUACGCCCGAGCUGUCGUUAGUGUCACCGAGAAGUCACGCUCAAAGGCAGGAUCCAAGGGAUGGAUUUCAACUCCCUAA
Fusarium sp. VM40 is the source of this 561-nucleotide messenger RNA. The record is from the annotation of a GenBank genome assembly. NCBI's taxonomy places the organism in Eukaryota, Fungi, Ascomycota, Sordariomycetes, Hypocreales, Nectriaceae.